GAGGUCAGUGUAAACACUGGGACGUGUAAUAAGUGUACUGGGCAAAUGUCAUACUUCAGCUCUAGGACAUUGCAACAAACUGGCAACUCCCCAGCGUGAGACAUUAUAUAAAGAGCUGGGCGCGAUUUCAGACCUGGAGGUGUGGCACGCGUGGCACUGUGACUCGCUUGGCGCGUGAGCUGUACUGGAUUUCCACGGCUGCUGAACUGUAGUUUCACUUUGCUGAGUGAACAUGGAGAGUGAAAGAGUUAGAGACCGUUCGUCCAGAAACCGAAGAAAAAGGUUCCUCCUCAUUGGCGUCGCUGUGCUCGUAGUUGUGGCUGUUCUCGCUAUUGUUUUUGGAAUUAUUGCAGCUGCGAAAAACUCGGCCAACUCCUCAGACAGUUUCAAGAACGUCGUCAUUAAAAGAUGUGAAACAUACCUAAAAGAAAAAGAAAACAUGCCAGGGAAGAAUGACUGCAAGAUAAUCUGGGGGGCUUUUGAGCAGGCCUACAUCGGGAGAGAUCCAUGUGAUGUUCCUCCUGAGGCGUAUGAUCCUCUGAUAAGUUCAGUCAAACAGGAUGUCACCUGUAAUACUAUGCUGUUCUGGAGCAAAACAAAAACCAUGGUACAUGCAUUUACUGACAACAGAGAUUGCGUGAUCACUUUGGAGGAUACACUGCUUGGAUUUUUGUUUGAUGGACUGACUUGGUGCAGCAAAAAUGAUAGCAAAGAAACCUUCACUACAGCUUGUCCCAGUUGGUCAGAUUGUCAAAACAACCCAGUGCGAUCUUUCUGGAUUAAGGCUUCUCUUAACUUUGCUGGCACUGCUUGUGGGAAUGUGUCUGCAAUGUUAAAUGGAUCCCUGGAAGCCCCCUUCAGCUCCACAAGUGUAUUUGGAAGUGUGGAAGUGAAGAAUUUAAAUCCUGAUAAAGUAGAUGGUUUGACCGUAUUGCUUGUCACCAAGGACACAGACACGAUCAUUGCCAUGCUGGAAGACCCAGUCGACAAAGACCCAGACGACGAAGCAGAAAGAGAUAGUCAACUUGGUGUAUAUAAACGUUUGGCCCACUACAAUUCUGAUAUAGUGAAUUAAAGCUGAAAUAAAUCUCCCUCUAUUAGGCCAAUUUCACACUUCCAGGUUUGUUGCUUCCGGAAAUGACUGUUGCAGGGUAACCUGACUUCCAGUAUCAGCAAUGGCUGAGUUAAGUAACAAGUCUUUCUGUAGUGUGCCUCAGUGCAGUAAUUCAAAACAAAAACAACCAUAUUUAAAGCUUUCACGAUUUUCCAUCAAAGGAAAAUCAAAGGAAGAAGUCUGUCUGUGCAAGAGGGAGAGAAUCAUAGAUGUUCGUGAUUCGUAGACGCAGCACAUUCGUGUGUAGUCAGCAUUUCACUGCUGCCCACUAUAUUCAAGGAAGUUAUCGUCUGAAGGUUGGUGCUAUUCCAAGUCAUUUUCAAUGGAACAUGUUUUAUGUACCACCUCAAAAGUAGUCUGCAUUAGAGAGAUCUAGUGCUCGACUAGGAAUAGAUGUGCGUGCCCCGAAGACCAUGGAAUUAAAGGAUGUCUCAACUAGUUUGGAAACUAGCGUCAAGGACCAUGACUACGCGGCACACCCCCCUGCCGGUAAGUGUUUGUGUGCAUCUUUACUCUUUACCUUAAAGUGUACAUAAGCUGUGAUGUGAUAUGCAAUACUAACGUGGUUAAUAGUUUUUUCUUACAAGCUGUGCAAAACAAUUAACAACUAGCUGCAAGCGUGUUACCACUAUGUCUCCCUUGUUUAACACACCCAGUUCAAGUCAUAAAGCACUGCACUAACAAGCACAUGAGCAGAAUUAGGUGUCUAAAAUAAAGGAGACAUACAAAAUCUGAAGUCUUUGGUUACUUCAGGAGUCAGAACCUGGGAAACAUUAAAUACAACGUACAAUACUCUGAUAAUUUCAUUAUGAACUUGAAAAGUAGUAGAUUAUUUUGUAGUUCAUAAUGAAAAUGCCAGAGUAUGGCAAUAAUAUACAUAUUUUUAAUUCUAUGAUAAGGUAAUAAUGUCAUAAUGGAGUCCAUGGAGAUGUAUGCAAACACAGAGCUUCUUUAAUAACACACACGGACAAGACACAAGGAAACAACAAGCACAGGGAAACAAGAACCUGAAACAAAGACUCGGGGAGCUAGGCUAAUACAAAGGCUAGGACUAACAGAAUACAGACUAGUGAGCAAUAUAUAUACACAGUGCAAACUUUAACUAAGCUACCACAAAAACAAAACACUGGCAUGACAAAACUUCACACAAAUCUGACAAACUUAACAAACCUAACAAACCUGACAAAAUGCUCCAACAAACAAGAGGGGGAAAAUAAGGAACAGGUGAGCCACACAGGAAAUAAGGCAAACUGUAGAGGAUGUUGUUCUACACAGGGAGUCUGUGUGCCUUCUAGUGGCCCAAUGUGGAACUGCCCCUGACAAAUAAUGUACUUUAGUGGUUUUUUUUCCACUUAACCUAAUGAUAUGAUUCUCAUUUUUGUAGGUACAUUGGAUGAGGCCUUGGAAUACAUCGCAGAGCUGGAGGCUACGCUGAAGAAAAUUUCACUGGAGUCACCAACUAUAUUUAUUAUGUUUUGUGUGUCUGCUCACACAAUCCACCACUACACCAGGUUUUCCUCACAGGAAGUUUUCCAGGUCUUCUGGGAGUCCAUUUGUCCACCUGCUACAAACCUUGUGAAUUGGCCCAAGGCACAGAGGAUAGGACAAGAAGCUUUCCCAACACCAAGUCCUGCGUGGAAAGUCCAGCUCAUAGAUGCGCUGUUCAUCUACUGCUGCCGGGUAGCUGCUGGCCUUAGGGAGGUAGUAAUUGCUGACAUCUUUGGUGUUAGCAUGGCCACAGUAAGCAGCACCAUCAUUACUUGGGGAAAUUAUCUGUACUUUGUCUUAGGAGGCAACAAAUUGCCUCCUCCAUGCCUGAGAAGUUCAGAUUAUUCAGUUCAAAAUUGCGAGUCAUCCUGGACUGUACAGAAAUUCUCUGUGAGAGUCUCACCUCUCUGACGCUCCACUCGGAGAUAUUCUCCAAAUAUAAGAGCACCACAACAUUUAAAGAUCUUGUUGGAGUUGCUCCAUCUGGUGCAGUGACUUUCAUCUCGCACCUUUACACAGGUUCAAUCUCUGACAAGGAAAUUACAAAGAAGUGUAGAAUUUUGGACCUGCGUGAACCUGGAGAUGAGGUAAUGGCAGACAAAGGGUUCAUAAUUGAGGAUAUGCUUACCAGUGUUGGCACUAGACUGAUUAUUCCACCCUUCAAACAUGAGAGACAGUUCAGCAGAAUGGACAAACAUAUGCAAUUGCAUGACUCAGAAUUCUGGUGGAAAGAGUAAUUUGAAUGGUUAACGAAAAGCACAUCUAGGAUUCUGCUAUACCACUCAGCUUGUCAAGAACAAUUGAUCAGAUCUGGCAUAAUUGCUGUUUUAUGGUGAAUCUAAAGCAUUUUCAUGUUUUAUUUAGAUUGUAUGAUUCUUUACUUUGUAUCACCUUUUUAGAGGUUUGUCAAGUAAUCUAUGCACUGCUCUGGGCUCAGAGAUAGGUUGCUACUUGUUUUAACAAACUAAAAUUUGUACAUAGUUUACUGAAAAUAAUCAGACAGAGACAAUGGAAAACUUUUGUCUUUUUUGAAAAAUCAAUAAAAAAUAAAUAAGUCAAACCUC
This is a messenger RNA of Pangasianodon hypophthalmus (striped catfish), 3666 nucleotides long. Its product is annotated as ADP-ribosyl cyclase/cyclic ADP-ribose hydrolase 1-like. Gene Ontology annotation, cellular component: plasma membrane. NCBI's taxonomy places the organism in Eukaryota, Metazoa, Chordata, Actinopteri, Siluriformes, Pangasiidae. The transcript has 7 exons. Gene Ontology annotation, biological process: positive regulation of B cell proliferation. The coding region runs from base 233 to 1075 and encodes 280 amino acids. Gene Ontology annotation, molecular function: phosphorus-oxygen lyase activity; NAD+ nucleosidase activity. The record is from RefSeq and is a predicted model, not a curated record.